GGCGUGAACAAUAUGAGCCCGUACAGCUUUUCUGUGUGAUGAGCAUUUCCCAAGGCGUGUUUCAUCAUGGACUAGUUCCAGGAACUCGACCACAAGCUGGAUUGCUUCACAGACCAGCACAGUCCCUGGACUGGCUUUUCCAAACAGUUCCUUCUACCGCAACCCAUACGGUAGAGAAUUCCAACACUACCCACUGGUACCACCCUGUACAAUUCGCCGAAACGCGCGGUACGACGUGACAGACGUAUGUGAUGGAGUGCGACUCGGUGAGCAUCGCAAUACCAGUUGAUCAUUCGGGAAAGUCUCUCGGCUUCAUCCCAUGUUAAAAUUAAAACAUGUUUGAUGCCGGAUUCAAGGUUUCAGUUCACUUUUGAUUUCAGCAAGCUCUGCAUUUUUUUGCAAGAAGUACUCACGGUCUGACUUCUCCAUUCAGAGCCGUGCAUGUGAUAUUACCAGAGGUGCACACUGACUCGUGAGUAUUUAGUGCUGUAGAACCUCUGACGGGGAAGGACGACGCCUUGGCUUUAAUGGAAAGCAGGAUGGAGAUGAGACAGGUCUUGGUUAAAAAUUUCCACCUGGUUUCGUAUAACAGGUUCGACUCCCGUGGAGAAGACGACGACGACGACAAGCGUGAGGACAGCCUGGCCGAGCGGAGUGUCAGGAACAUCGACACAGGAGGCGACACCUCGUGGAGCAGAUAUUACAGACUUGCUGCAGUGUGCUUGACCCUGUUGUGUGUCCUCCUGAUUUCUGCUGUCUUAGUGCUGUGGGUCAAGUUCAACAACUUGACUACAGAAAACACCGAUUUACAAACUCAUUACAGCAAACUCCUUCUGGCGCACCGAACCGGCUACGAAAACAUGACUUUUGAUAGAGACCAGUUACAAACCAACUACAACAACCUGAUAGUCGAGAGAGACCAGUUACAAACGAACUACAAAAACCUGAUAGUCGAGAGAGACCAGUUACAAACGAACUACAAAAACCUGAUAGUCGAGAGAGACCGGUUACAGAUGAACUACAACAACCUGACCAUUGAAAGAGACCGGCUACAGACCAGCUACAACAACUUGACCAUAAAUAUAGACUGGUUACAAACCAGCUAUAACAACCUGACAGUCGAGAGAGACCGGAUACAAAUGAACUCCAACAAGUUGACCGUCAAGAUAGACCAGUUACAGUCCAGCUACAACAACCUAACAGUCGAGAGAGACCGGUUACAGACCAGCUACAACAACCUGACCACUGAGAGAGACCAGUUACAGACCAGCUACAACAACCUAACAGUCGAGAGAGACCGGUUACAGACCAGCUACAACAACCUGACCACUGAGAGAGACCAGUUACAGAACAGCUACAACAACCUGACAGUCGAGAGAGGCCGGUUACAGACCAGCUACAACAACCUGACUAUGGUGAGAGAAAAGGACCAGGAAAAAUGUAAGGAACUGACUAACAAACUGGAGACACUGCAGACAAACUACAGCACCAUGGCAAACCAGAAAGACCAGUUACAGAAGGAGAGAGAUGUACUUCGGAACAGGUUGGAAGAGCUAGCUGCACAGGGCAGAGAAGGAUGGGUCUACUUCAGCCCCAAUCUUUACUUCAUCUCUACUGAGAAGAAAAGCUGGACUGAGGGCAGACAGGACUGCAAAAAGAAUGGAGCAGAACUCGUGACCAUCAAGACCAAAGAGGAACAGGAGUUCCUUGUUCAGCAGCUGGGCAGCGAUAAGGCUUGGAUUGGUUUAAAUGACAGAAAUACAGAGGGGACCUGGAAAUGGGUGGAUGGUACAGCACUGACCACUGCGUACUGGGUUCCGGGGGAACCCAACGAUAUGGACAACGAGGACUGUGCUGAGAUUUGGGGUUUUCCGGAUAAGCAGGGCUGGAACGACAGGCCGUGCAAUGGCAAAGUGAGAUGGAUCUGUGAGAAACCUUCUCAGACUUUGCCGUGAUUAAACUCAAGCCGUCCGUCAGCAGCGAUCUCCACUGACUGCGUUACAAAAGUACCCUUGAGUACCCUCGAGUACCCCAUCCAAUUAUUACAUAAUAUUACUCUCACUAGCUAUCUAGUGCAUAUAGAUAAUAUUGAGGUACUGCAGUAAUGUCUCUCUCUAUGUAUAUAUAACUUCAGCUUACGGCAUACACGGUGUUAGUACCUGACUACUAAGCUAGCGCCUGCCACUUUAUUAGGAACACCUGUACACCUGAUUAACGCAAUAAUCCAAAUCAGCCAAUCACGUGGGAGCAUGCAAAUACGAGUCAACCUUUGCAACAAACCGCUGACUCAUUGAACCAGCGUUCCCACUGAAGCCUGGAUGUUUUUUUGGUUUUCACACCAUUCUGUACAUACUUUAGAGACUCUGUGUGUGUGUGUGUGUGUGUGUGUGUGUGUGUGUGUGUGUG
Ictalurus punctatus (channel catfish) is the source of this 2406-nucleotide messenger RNA. Its product is annotated as C-type lectin domain family 4 member M. NCBI's taxonomy places the organism in Eukaryota, Metazoa, Chordata, Actinopteri, Siluriformes, Ictaluridae. The coding region runs from base 528 to 1955 and encodes 475 amino acids. The transcript is spliced from 6 exons. The record is from RefSeq and is a predicted model, not a curated record.